This is a messenger RNA of Drosophila teissieri, 2115 nucleotides long. It is a transcript of the gene Hinfp, whose product is annotated as histone H4 transcription factor. Gene Ontology annotation, molecular function: RNA polymerase II cis-regulatory region sequence-specific DNA binding; DNA-binding transcription factor activity, RNA polymerase II-specific. Gene Ontology annotation, biological process: anatomical structure development; regulation of transcription by RNA polymerase II. The coding region runs from base 126 to 1547 and encodes 473 amino acids. The transcript is spliced from 3 exons. NCBI's taxonomy places the organism in Eukaryota, Metazoa, Arthropoda, Insecta, Diptera, Drosophilidae. The record is from RefSeq and is a predicted model, not a curated record.
GAUUAAUCGAUAAGAAUCGAUUUGCCCAGCUCGCUGAUUAAGUUGUUGUUUGCUCCAGAUUUACUUUUAAUUUCGAAUUAAACUAAUUUCCGGGAUUUCCGAGUGUAAAUCCUGCAAGGAAAACCAUGCUAAGGCCCCAGACAUCAGUGCCUGCGCUCCAGCCACCUGGCAAACGAAAGAAGCCCGCGGAACUGGAUCUGGCCUGCGGAUGGCGCGGUUGCCAGGAGAUUUGCACUGGCGAGUGGAACCUAAAUGAGCAUAUUGCCGAGCACCUGGAGCACUAUGCACGGGCGCAGGACAAUCGGGGUGCGCACUCGGAGCACAGUGCAGCACUGGAGCAUCAGUGCACGUGGAACUCCUGCGAUUUCCGCACCGCGAACCGCGUGGAAUUUGAACGGCAUGCGUACUACCACGGCUACUACUUGAACCUCCUCCUGCAGGGGCAACUGGAGUGCGAUAUGCAUCCGGAGAUCCCCGCCUGCACUGCUCCGGCCCGCCUCAUGGAUAAGCUGCCCGCUCUGGGCCAGAACUUUCGAUGUGGCUGGACCGAUUGCGAGAGAGAGUUUGUUUCGAUUGUGGAGUUCCAGGACCACAUUGUUAAGCACGCCCUCUUCGAGUAUGAUAUACAGAAGACGCCCGAGGACGAGCGCCCCAAGACGAUGUGCAACUGGGCCAUGUGCCACAAGCACAUGGGCAAUAAGUACCGCCUCAUCGAACACAUCAGUACCCACUCCAACAAGAAGCAGGUGGCCUGCUUCCACUGCGGCGAACUGUUCCGCACCAAGACUACGCUCUUCGAUCACCUGAGACGCCAGCCGGAUAACAACACGAACAGCUUCCAGUGCGCGCAAUGCUUUAAAUUCUUCGCCACCAAGAAGCUGCUUAAGAGCCACGUGGUGCGGCACGUUAACUGCUACAAGUGCACCAUGUGCGACAUGACCUGCAGCUCGGCCAGCUCGCUGACCACCCACAUUCGGUACCGCCACCUCAAGGACAAGCCGCUCAAGUGCAGUGAGUGCGACACACGCUGCGUUCGGGAGUCGGAUCUAGCCAAGCACGUCCAGAUUGUCCACUCGAAGACGGUGCACCAGUGCGAGCAUCCCGACUGCCACUAUUCUGUGCGCACCUACACGCAGAUGCGAAGGCACUUCCUGGAGGUGCACGGCAACAAUCCCAUUCUUUACGCCUGCCACUGCUGCGAACGCUUCUUCAAGAGCGGCAAGUCGCUCUCCGCUCACCUCAUCAAGAAACACGGCUUCCGUCUGCCUUCGGGCCACAAGAGAUUCACCUACCGGGUGGACGAGAACGGGUUCUACCGCCUGGAGACGACGCGCAUCGAGAGCUUGGAGGUGACUCAGCAAAUACUAUCGCCGCAGGUGAACGUCUCGCUGGAGAUUGACCUGAAACCAGGCACAGGAUCCUGCUACGAGAUCGUUGAUCCCACAAACACCGAGUUUGAGCGCAUCAUCGUCUCCAGCGAUCCGCACGAGGCGCAGCUGAUGGGCGAAGUGGUCAUCUCGCUGCCCAGCCUAACGGAGGAGCUGUGAGGCAUUCCAGGGUGUCGAUCGGCAGCCAACAAUUUUGAUCUCGUGUGCCCUUUACAUUAAGCAUUUAGACCUACGUAGAAUCUAAUGCGACAGGACGACUCUCUGGGAAUUGAAUAACAUUAGCAGCUUAAGGGUGUAAUUCUGCAGUACUUAUAGGAUAAGACCAUUUCGACUUGUUUGUAUUGCUAUUGCGACUGUUUGCCUUAUUUUUGUAAACUCAUUUUUACUGUGCCCCACUCUUUGUUUUUAGCAAUUUAUAUAGCAAUGUUCAAUGUCGAUUUCGCUUUUGUUUCGCCAUAUAUUUUAGUUCAUUUCCAUUUAACUUAACCAUUUAAAGUCGUACGCCUAAUACUUUUUUAACUCCAAAGACAAGAAAAGAAUUUCAAGGGCUAUUUAGCUAGUAAUUAGCUAUUAAUUCGUAUCAAAGCCGAAGAAUGCAUUGAUUAUUAACUAUCAUAUCUACAGUUUUCUUUGUGCGAAAUGUCUGUAAGUAGUCAAUAAGUGACUUGACUUUACUUUUUAAGUUAUGUAGCGAAUAAAAAACGUAGCAUCAAGUUAUUAGUUAUAA